AUGCAGGUGGAUUUCUCUACGUUUUUCAGGCUUUGUUUUUCUUCUCUUUUCUAAAACUCGAAGCCCUCAAAUCCGAAAGGACAGCUCCCAAGCAGAAGCAUAGUCAGACUUUGUCCAGGGCUGAUGGUGGGUGCUCUGUUGGCAGGUGCUUCUGUAGCUUACCCAAGACUGCAGAGAGUGCUGCUGUUUCAGAGAGUCUGCUGAGGGUUAUGGCUUUAAGGGCAUGCGGCCUCAUCAUAUGCAGAACGCUGAGUGGGAGUGCACUGAAGAUGGGGGAUGAAAUAGAAUUCCUGCUGCUUCAGACCUCUUAUGGGAAACAUCACUGGACUCCCCCCAAAGCCUCCCCUCCUAGGACAUGUGGACCCUGGGGAGGAUGACCUGCAGACCGCUCUGAGGGAGACGCAGGAAGAGGCGGGGCUGGGGGAGGAGCACUUCCGCAUUCUGGAGGGCUACAGGAAGGAGCUGCGCUACAUGGUGAAGAGCCAGCCCAAGACUGUGGUGUACUGGCUGGCGGAGCUGUGCGACAGCGGCACUUCGGUCCGGCUGUCCGAGGAGCACCAGGACUACCGCUGGCUGGGCGUGGAGGAGGCUUGCCAGCUCUCAGAGUAUAAGGACAUGCAGGAAGCCUUGAGAGAGGCACACAGCUUUAUACUGAACAGACAACAGCCAUCCUGAUCUACACACACACACUCACACGCACGCUAACACAGAACCUGCCUGUCUACCGGACAGAUCUGAAUCUGACUUCAUUGCUCGUUUUGUCUGUAGCAUGCUUGUUGUUGGUGAUUGUUACUGUACUAAACAAAAACAUAAGUGUGUUUUGAUAAAAAAAAAUAAGAAAAAAAAUCUGGUAAUAAAUCUUGUAAUGAGAAAAAUAAUAAAUAUUGGUGCCUGCACUAUCCUUUAAA
Acipenser ruthenus (sterlet) is the source of this 908-nucleotide messenger RNA. RefSeq names its product bis(5'-nucleosyl)-tetraphosphatase [asymmetrical]-like. Bases 310 to 675 code for a protein of 121 amino acids. The record is from RefSeq and is a predicted model, not a curated record. Gene Ontology annotation, biological process: ATP biosynthetic process; AMP biosynthetic process. Gene Ontology annotation, molecular function: bis(5'-nucleosyl)-tetraphosphatase (asymmetrical) activity. The transcript is spliced from 3 exons. NCBI's taxonomy places the organism in Eukaryota, Metazoa, Chordata, Actinopteri, Acipenseriformes, Acipenseridae.